CACUUUCAGGACCUUCCAGCAAAUUCAAAAUGGCGGAUUUUCGGAAACGUAGUUCGGAGCUACACAGGAUAUAUCUUAUGUGAAUACAAAAAAUACAAAUACAGUGGAUAAAUAAACAGUUAGCUGUAUAGACACAAAGUGAGUAGCCAUAAAUAAGGGAUUUGCUGAUUUUUAUUUGUUUUUAUCGUUUUAACUUCGCAGCAUUCUCUUUUUAAAGAGUGAGACAUGGCAGAGGAGCGCAGACAGAAGCUGUGUUCUGUGAUCUUGCCCACUGAAUCCAUGAAGGCGAUGGCAGAGUCAGUGGGUGUGGGCUCACUGCAGGAAGACAGUUGCCUGGCCCUCAGUGAAGAGGUUAGCUACAGGAUCAAGGAGAUUGCGCAGGACGCACUGAAGUUUAUGCACCAUGGUAAAAGACGCAAACUUACCACUGGUGACAUUGACCAUGCUCUUAAACUAAAAAACGUGGAGCCUCUGUAUGGAUUCCAGUCUCAAGAGUUCAUCCCGUUUCGCUUUGCAAGUGGAGGUGGCAGAGAAUUGCACUUCUAUGAAGAAAAGGAAGUGGAUCUUAGUGAUAUCAUCAACACACCCCUCCCUAGAGUCCCUCUUGAUGUUUCACUCAAAGCUCACUGGUUAAGUAUUGAUGGUGUCCAGCCUGCAAUACCAGAAAACCCACCUCCAGUUCCUAAAGAACAGCAGAAGACAGAUUCCACAGAGCCACUCAAAGCUGUCAAACCUGGACAGGAAGAGGAAGGCUCUAUCCAGACCAAGGGUCAGGGUGCAAGCUCUGCUGAAGUCAAAGGAAAAGAGAAGAUGAGGAUGAAGCCACGUAGCACCCAUGAGCUCUCUGUGGAGCAGCAGCUGUACUAUAAAGAAAUCACUGAAGCUUGUGUGGGAUCAUGUGAAGCCAAAAGAGCGGAAGCACUGCAGAGCAUAGCCACAGACCCAGGGCUGUACCAGAUGCUGCCAAGGUUCAGUACCUUCAUUUCUGAGGGCGUGAGUACAAUCAUGGACUAUUUAUAUCUUCUACAACUGUCUUAUUAACCCAUGUAACAUGGCUAAAACUAGUGUUGGA
This is a messenger RNA of Cyprinus carpio (common carp), 1072 nucleotides long. RefSeq names its product transcription initiation factor TFIID subunit 6-like (gene taf6). Gene Ontology annotation, cellular component: SAGA complex; SLIK (SAGA-like) complex; transcription factor TFIID complex. The record is from RefSeq and is a predicted model, not a curated record. Gene Ontology annotation, molecular function: protein heterodimerization activity; transcription coactivator activity; RNA polymerase II general transcription initiation factor activity. The coding region runs from base 226 to 1041 and encodes 271 amino acids. Lineage: Eukaryota; Metazoa; Chordata; Actinopteri; Cypriniformes; Cyprinidae. Gene Ontology annotation, biological process: RNA polymerase II preinitiation complex assembly; transcription initiation at RNA polymerase II promoter. The transcript is spliced from 8 exons.